Molecule: messenger RNA, 1858 nt
Organism: Aphanomyces astaci
Lineage: Eukaryota; Oomycota; Saprolegniomycetes; Saprolegniales; Verrucalvaceae
Exons: 7
Coding region: 36-1742 (568 amino acids)
Molecular function (GO): L-ascorbic acid binding; 2-oxoglutarate-dependent dioxygenase activity; iron ion binding
Source: RefSeq, a predicted model, not a curated record
GCAAAAACAGUGAACAAAAACGCGAGCCCCUUGCGAUGUCAGAGCCCAGCCUCAAGAAGGUCAAACCUGAACCUACAGCGGUGCUGCAUCCAGGCUUGCUGAACCAGUCGACGGAGACGCGGCGAAGCAUUCGCGACCAGUGCUUGAGCAACGCGCCGUUUCCGCACUAUCAGAUUCCAGUGCUGUGUACCCCCGAGCACAUGCGCAAGGUGCAUGUGGAAUGCGUGGAGGAGCUGCAAAGCACGUUCAAAGAGACCGAUCUGUUCAAACUGUACCAAACCAUCGACUUGGGCAACUUGCAGUUGUCGAAUCCACUGGCCAAGAAGCUGCCAGCCCUCUUGAAGCUUCGCAAUGCAUUGUACACGACCGAGUUCCGGCAAUACAUGUCAGACAUCACGGGAUGUGGCCCGCUUAACGACAAGGUCGACUGCGCCGCCAACGUGUACAUGGCCGGCUGCCACCUCCUUCCCCACGACGACGUGAUUGGCACACGAUGCAUCAGCUACGUGAUCUACCUGAGCGACCCCGACGACGAGUGGACGGCCGCGGACGGCGGCGCCCUGGAGCUGUACCCGUCUGAAUCGUCGGGGGUUCCAGCGCUGGUACCGACGGCAUUUGCCUUGCCCACGUACAACUCGCUCGCGUUGUUUCCCGUGGCCCCGGGAAUUAGCUUUCACUCCGUCCAAGAAGUGUACGCAGACAAGCCACGCUUGUCGAUCCAGGGCUGGUUUCACCAGGAUCAAGCACCUGUGGGCGUAGACGAAGCCACCGCCACACAGUUGACUGCCAUUGAAGCCUCGCAACGACCUUUCGAACCGGUUGAAGUCGAAUCCGACGACCAACUCACCGAGGCAGAACUCGCCACGCUGACGCCGUUUAUCAAUGCUAUUUACCUUACAAAAGAUACGCUGGAGCAAAUUCAAGAUGCAUUUCAGGGAACUGGAAGCAUUCAGUUGCAAUCGUUUCUGACGGCGCAGUGGGCCUCUGCCAUCGACACCGCCACCCGUGCAGCCGACAGUGCUGAUCAACUUGGACACGGAAAAGUGCCUGCCUACACUGCUGGUUACAGCACGGACGAUUCCAACCAUUGGACUCCGCAAGGGCCACUGUUCCUCCAGCGGUACCUUCGCUACACCGGUGCCGCGCUUGCCGCCUCCGAAGUUCUGAAACUUCAGUCCUCGUUGACGGAUGCCAAGGAUGUAAAUACAACCAAAGCAGGAGCGACCCCCUCAUCUCCGUCUUCCCCCGGACGACUCUUGGCGCAUGUGCAAACUGCGCUGGUGCAAUCUCCCGCAUUUGUCAAAUGGCUGUCGUUGGCCACGGGCGUGUCGCCGACGGGUUCGCGGUCGGAAGUCCGACGACUGCGCCCUGGGUUGGACUACACGCUGGCCCACCAAGCUGCCACAUCAUCGCCUCCCAUCAUCUUGGACGCCGUGCUGUGUUUCUGCGAUGACGUUAGCCAGGAAGGGGACGCUGAAGCGCCGUGGAGCGCGUCGGGGUAUGAGUGCUACAUGCGCGCCGUAGCCGACGGUGUGGGGGACGUCGCCGCCGCGGCUUUCAACGGCGGAGACUCAACUGAUGAGGAUGACGAUGCCGCCCCCGUGCAGAUCGGUGCUCAAAACAACACGCUGAGUCUGGUCGUGCGAGACACCAGCACGAUGAAGUUUGUCAAGUUUGUGAGCUGCCGCGAACGUGGCAGUCGAUGGGAUGUGAAUGUCGAGUACACGUUGCCCAACCCGUAAAGUGAUUUGGAGAUCAUAUAGUACUACCGGUAGUACCAUUUUGAAAGCACGAACUGCCUACUACAUUCAACUAACUACUAACGUAACGUGAGUACCUAAUCUACAUCGAGUAGUGG